UCCUCUGUCUCUGUCUAUCUCUCCCUCCACCACCUUCUACUUCUCACUCCCCCACUCCAAUUUUCAGCCAUGCUGUCAUCUAACGCCGGCGAAAUCCCCUCUCCGUCCUCCUCCUCCUCCGCCGCCCUCACGCACACCACUCCAAAAACAAUGGAGGAAGUAUGGAAAGACAUCAACCUCUCCACCCUCGUACAGGACAGCCGUCCUGCAACUCCCUCCCUCUCCUUAGAAGCUCCCCUCUCCCACAAAAGCACCACCUCCUAUCGCGGCAUGAUCCUGCAGGACUUUCUCGCCGGCGCCUUCAAAGAUCCUCCCGCCUCCUCUGCUUCCGGCCAACUUCCCCACCUUCCCUUGCCGCCCAUCGUCCUUAGCCUCAAUACCUCUGCUUUUCUUCAACCCGGGUUCGACUACUCCGGUUUUCAGCCCGGCCCGCCAGCCUCCGCUGCCGCCGCCUGCGGCUCCGAUGACAUUAUGGUGUCUCAUUAUCCCUCGAAGAAGCGUAUUGUUGAUGAUCCCUCUUGCAUUUCAGGUGAUGGACGGCGGCAUAAGCGGAUGAUAAAGAACAGGGAAUCGGCGGCCCGGUCCAGAGCCCGAAAACAGGCAUACACGAACGAGCUGGAGCUGCAAAUCGCCCACCUGACGCAGGAGAACGCGAAGCUGAAGAAACAGAACGAAGAGCUUCGCGAGGCAAUGGCUGCUGAGCAUCCCAACAGAAAGGUUCUUCAGAGAACCUCAACCGCUCCAUUUUAA
This is a messenger RNA of Phalaenopsis equestris, 750 nucleotides long. RefSeq names its product protein FD-like. Gene Ontology annotation, molecular function: DNA-binding transcription factor activity. The record is from RefSeq and is a predicted model, not a curated record. Gene Ontology annotation, cellular component: nucleus. Gene Ontology annotation, biological process: positive regulation of DNA-templated transcription. Bases 70 to 750 code for a protein of 226 amino acids. The transcript is spliced from 3 exons. NCBI's taxonomy places the organism in Eukaryota, Viridiplantae, Streptophyta, Magnoliopsida, Asparagales, Orchidaceae.